AGUAAAAGCGUUUCUGGUUAGUGUUUUUUUUCUUCUUUUUAUCUCCUUUGCUUUGUUCGGAAUAUCGGAAUUAAUACAGUUGAGAAAAGUUGUCAGUUUGUGCUUCAUAGUAUAGAUUUCUGAUGUGACACCUAACCACCUCUCUAAAUCUCAGCGAUAACAAAGACACAGACGUUACUCUGCCACAGGCUUGCAACUGGCCAUUUACUGGUUCAAUUUACAAUGCCAAAAGGGACUAGUGGACUCUCUGGAAAAAUACAGCGGUAAAAGUACCACAAGUCUUUCCUUCCAUACAACCUACUGUUCUUCAAGACCAACUGGCGUUUACGUAAUACCUACAAGGAAAAUACCAAAACGACAACAACGUUUAACUUUUGGCUGCAAAAAUUUACCUCACGUAUGGAAUAUUGCAAAGAGAGUAACAAGUGAUUUCUUCUGAAUUGCGGUUUGGCAACCGAUAUAGAAAUCUUGACAGCAAAUAUGUAAAGACAGGAACGACUACUCUAAGGAUAAGACCAUCAACAAAAGCAGGAACAGCUACAACAACAACAACAACAACAACAACAACAGCAGCAGCAGCAAUAAGACAACGCCGAAGCCGGUAGUGACGGUGACGAAUCCAAUAACGACGAUGACUGAACAAAUGAAUGAUUCAGAAGCCAUGCCGGCAACGAAAGGACUCAAAAGACCCGCACUUGCUGCUUUGAUUCCUGGAACUAAGUAUGAUCCGAAGACAUUUGAAGUGUCUGCAGCUUCUGAUCCAGAAGCACCGACUGUUGUCUUCAAUAUUCGUGGAACUAUCUUCGAAACGUAUCGUUCAAAUUUAUACCGGAAAAAUCUGAGCAAUUUGUCCAACGAAGAGUUUCUCACUCAAUUCUACCGAGUGACACCAAACGAUUACUUCUUUGACCGCGAUCCUUCACUUUUUUCAUCAGUGUUGGAAUAUCAACGAACCGGUGUGUUACAUAUUCCAGUGAAUGUCUGUGGUAAAGUGGCACGGCAAGAGCUGGAGUUUUGGGGAAUCGACGAAAGCCGUAUCGAAAAAUGCUGUUGGAGCACUUUUGACUCCUGGAAUAGCACUUACGACGCAUUAAAACAACUGGAAGAAGCCCAGACCAGAACAUUUAACCAAUAUACAGAGAAAAAAAUUGCUGAAAUGAAAUUUGGAAGAUUCAGAGCAGCGAUUUGGAAUUUUCUUUCUAACCCUAGGUCUUCACACGGAGCGAAAAUUUAUGGCAUGAUAACAGUUGUGUUUAUUAUACUGUCCGUAUUGUCUUUCAUCAUAGCUACUCAUCCCGUCGGCCGAGUAGAAGGGGAACGUGACAUUUUGGGACGAUUACACAGAAACAGAACGAACUCUGAAGCUACAUUAUUCACUGUGCCUCAUCCGGCAUUGAUCACAAUCGAUUUUAUUUGUCUCGCAUUCUUCACAUUUGAUUUAAUCACAAGGUUCCUCACUUGUCCAGAAUGGAAAAAAUUCGUUGAGGAUGCUUUGAAUAUUGUGGACUUCAUUGCAAUUCUCCCUGAUUAUAUCGACAUCAUUGUUACCAACACAGCUGAGACUAAUGUUGCAUUGGAAACCAUGCACUACGUGAAUUUUUUAAGAAUAUUUCGUGCCCUCAGGAUUUUCCGCUUGGUCCGUUAUGUCCCAGGCUUGUGGAUUAUGCUGUACACAUUCAAAGCCAGUUUCUGGGAUUUGUUGUUGAUGAUUUGUUUUAUGAACGUCGGUAUGAUUAUGUUUGCUACUUUCAUCUAUUACGCCGAGGAGGAAAAUUUCCCCAAUAUUCUCAUUGGUAUGUGGUGGGCACUGAUCACUAUGACUACGGUUGGUUAUGGAGAUAUGUCUCCAUCAAGUGACGCAGGGUACCUUGUUGGCUCGUUAUGUGCUGUCACUGGUUUGUUAAUGGUCGGUUUCACUGUUCCUAUUAUCGUCAGUAAUUUCGUCAUGUACUACAAACAUAUGCAAUCCAUGCAACAAGCAGAGAAACGUGAGAAAAAAGCUCAGGAAGAUUUGGAUCAGCUGCAAAAGUUGAUAGAAACUGAACAAAUAAUUGAACUACCAGCCGAAGAGAUGGGACCUGGGACUUCGUCGAAACUACGUUCUAAUGAACCACAAGAAAAACGUACACCACGUCUGCAUAUUUCUUCUUCGUCAAAACUUCAUCCGCCAUCUUACGACAGUUUGCCAAGUCGCAAUAAUCUCAGACGCUUGCGAGUUGGAAUUGCUCGAAAUUACAUGCUUGCCAAUAAUAAUAAGCAGACGACAAAUGGAUCACAUAUAUUAAAGAAACCUAAAGAAACUGGGAAUCCAGUACCAAGCAAGAAUAAUUGGGAUAAUUCAGACAUUCAUCGCCAUAUGAAUGGUGAAAACUCAAAUGUCAUCCGUGGACCCGAGAUAAACGAUAUUGAAACAUCUAUGUUAUAAAGACAUUGGUAUUGCCGGGCGACAAUCUGGUGAAAGUCGCCGGCAUUGAAUGUUAUUAACUUCCACUAUUCAAAUGUUGCUGUGAUUUUGCUUAUUUUAAUAUUUCUAAUGUUGAUAUCCUUAAUACCUGAAGCCAGUACGAGUCGUUGAUUCUUAUAAAUUACAUAUCGCCACGCCGUCUAUAAAAGAAGGCACCAAAAAAUUACGAUGAUAAUGUUGCUGCUGCUGCUGAUGAUGAUCAUACUAAUAUUAAAAGUAAUAAAUUAAUAAUUAAAAUAAUAAUGAUUUUUUUAUUUGCCAACAUGAUGAAGAGACAAAUGAGAGAGACAGAGCGAAAUGUGGAGUUUUAUAAAGAAAUAUCGAAUGCGAACAAAGAUGACAUAAUAUAGUAUACAAAUUGUAAACUAUUAUUUUAUAAUAAUAAUAGUGAUGAUGAUGAUGAUGAUGAUGAUGAUGAUGAUGGUGCCGCCUUCCUGGUGCAAAAGAGCGUGAAUCUAGGACCGAUCGAAUAACUCCACAAGAUCAUUCUGGAGACAAAGAGCAUGCGUCGUUCUCCAGCCUUCAGAUGGAUAUUCAGAGUAAUCACAUCUACUCUUACCAUUUUCCAAACUCUCAUUGAGAACGGUGCCACCACUUUAACCCUACUCCCAUUUUUCAAGUGAAAGUUGGAAAUGUCUAUGAGAACUCGGCCAAUAGUCGUAUGUACCCUACGCGCGACAGCUGCUGUUUGAUAUAACUCUGCCAAAAAUCCUCUAAAGGUGGCUUGAGUGGAAAUUUCGCGAUACGAUACGAAUUUCGCGAUACGAUACGAAUUUCGCGAUACGGAAACGGUUUCCACGAGUGAUCAUUACCGAGAAGAAGCUGCUGUACAUUGCAGUGAGCAAGCCUAUGAAAUGAGUUCGUUUCCUGGUUAACUUUAUCGAAAGCUUUCAAUUGAUCCAACUUGGUACGGGUCCCACAACUUUGUCAGUGAUAUUUUACUGGGGUAGGAAUUGAUGCAAACAUUCUUAUGUUCUUUAAGUUUGCGUUUAUCACUGUAAUGGACCAAGUGUUGUCUACAACAUAUCUCUUGUUGGUAUCCUUUUUUCAGCAGCAUUACCACUCCUCAGUUCACAGCACUUGGAAUUCUCUUAUUCCACAGCCAGUUGCGGUAGACAUCUUCCAAGAGGCUACCCAACAAAUCUAGCAUGUAUUCUUCAAUAUCAGGUUAGAUUUUCCAAACCAGGAUAUUUGCUCCUCGUGCAACUCCUUCCCGUCUCUUUAUCAUCUUCUGCCGUUGAUCGCAACAGGCCGACGAGGUAGGCAGUAAACUCCACUACCGUUUACAAUUCAUUGUCCGCCUCUAAGUGUCGGACCAAUUAGUGCUAGAAAGCCAUACACAUCUGUUCAGAACCGAGUAUCUCGCGCCCGUCUAUGUUCAUCAAAUACUAGAUUGUGGUUUGGUUUCUAUGUCAUUCUUCGCCCUCUCCGGCCUAUUGCAAAGCUAUUAGCUCCCUACAGUUUUUUAGCACACGAGCAUUAUCCCUGGCAACAUAACAUUUGUGUUUUGUGCUAAAAGCUAUUCUCGCCGCUAGUCUGUUGGUCGUGUAACUCCUCAAACAAUCUCUCUAUUAAGAACUCUUCAAUAAACGCUACCGAUCCUCUCUAUUCAUCCUCCUCAGGAUCAUCAUCGCUGGUUGUCGAAAAUUCCUUUCGACAACUGUCCCCUAGUUUGCCAAUCCGAUCCUGUUGUUUUUCCAGUAACUGAAUUUCUAUCAACGGGCCCUAUCUAUAUCGAUCGUGUAGACCACAAAUUUCUGCUAUUCUUAUCUGCUGGUCAGAUAAAGACUCUUUUUAGAUACGGGUCCAAGACAAUUGUCAGUCCAUUGAAGUCUAAAGGUUUCACGAAUAAUACGCCGACCCUUCUUCAGAUCCUUAGAGAUCACGGAAUGAGUAUACCUUGUAGUCAUGGAAAAUGGGCUCGAGUACGUUUGCUCCAGAGAUUCUGGUCUCUCUAAUAUCCAUCACAUCUAUAUCCAGUGACCUGAACUCGUCGAACAAGUUGAACCCAGUCAGCAAACAUUUAUCUGAGUGAAGAAAUUUUGAUUAAAGAAAGAAAACUGAGAAAGUCACUCAUUAAGGUCCUCGAAAGACCUGUUGACCCGAUCAACUCGUUUGAUAAGUAGGAGAUAUAUCAAAGGAGAUUUAAAAAAAAUCAUUUUGUUGUGCUUCUUUCUAAAAAGCCAAAAAUGAGAUCAUUUCCCUUCAACUGUCUCUAUGUUUGGGAAUUCCUUUCGUCCAGUAAAUCUCUCUUUACAUUCUCCUUCAUCGUUUUAGUAUUCGUUGUUUUCAUUUUUGACCUUGAAAUCGAUUUUGUUUUUUUUUGCUUCCUUUCGUGAUGUUGGUUAUGGUUAACGUUUUUGCUUAAACCGCUGCUUCUACUCUUAUUUAUUUUGCUUCUGCUUUUGCGGCUCUAGUUGAGUUUGUUGUCACUGGUUUGGUUCUUGUAGAUGCUGCUUUUGAUGUAGGGUCGGCAGUAGUGUGGGUCUGAUACCUACCACUACCGACUACUGGGCGCUCUUUAGUAUAUGAAGAGGUCAAGAAUUUCUCAAAUAUUUUCAUGUUCUCUCUUUAUGUUUAUCUCCAUACCAGGACCCGAUCAACCACUGUCUUUGUGUAACCUUUCUAUAUUCAGGAUGCUCCGCUCACCUUCAUCACACACGAUGAUAAUUAUCGAAAACCAGAUGUCUAUUUAUGGCGAACAACAUUCAGCUUUAUCACGACCAAACUUUUCUCCAGGCUGGAAAGAAUUCACAAAGUUUUCUUAUUCUUUAAAUGUGCAGCAAUGCGAGUUUGUACCUGUUUUACAGAGGCAACGAUCGCGUCUAUCGCGCUGGUUUCCUUACCACGAUAGGCAAAUGUGGGAUUUCACGUAAAAAAAAAAAACGGCGAAUUUCUUGGCAAAGUCAGAGUAAAGGCUUGGUGUGACUUCCUUGUACUGUAGCAGUGGUGUCAAUGAUGAUGACCACUACCACCACCACCACCACCACCACCAACACCAACAACACCAACAACAACAACAGAUAAUCUUUUCUUUAUUUGCCACAAGAGCUUGAAGGGAUACAGAAAGCUACAAUGUAACAAUAAACAGGGAGCUUCACACAUGUGGGGUUGGGCAGAGAAAACAUACGAAGACGAGGAAAGGCGUGUAUGAGUGUACAAUAUUUUCUUGGACGAAUUCAAAAUUUAUAAAUCACAAAUUUACAUGGAAAUAAAUAUUAAAAAAUUAUAACACAUGCGAUAAAUAAAACGAGAUUUUUAUAUAAAAAAAAAUAAUAAUUAAAAUCUAAAUUUGUGUUAACCAAGGUACCCCCACUUCCCUGAUAACGUCUGCUGUGUACUUCCUUAUUGGAUUGUUCAAAGUAGAAAGACGAAAAUCUUCGGGAAGUACUUGUGUUCAAUUUGGCAAGUGAGAAGCCACAUCUUGUGUAUUGUUAUAAAAUAUCAUUUCGUAAACUUCCGCUGGGGUUAACUUUGCUUUUCAUCCUUCCAGGGUCAAUGAAAUAAGUACUAGGUGAACUCUGGUCAACCUCUCCUCCCCAAAAAUUGCAGGCCUUGUGUUUAUCGUCGAACUUUACUCUGUAAAGUCUAUCUGAGAUUUGAACUAUUGUUCUCUGUGUUUAUUUCUGUUAUUCGGUUUAAAAUACAAUCCUAUUUCCUUCUCAUUUGCAUAUCACUUAUGGAUAUUUCAUACAUAUCUUAUCAGAACACUGUUUUAUUAUUUUCGCGAAUGGCUAUGAAUUUCAUUUCGUUUCAGCUCGCAGUUCACUGGUUCUCUUUCAUAAAAUAUGGUUUCUUUCUCUCUCAGCGGAAAAAAAGUACUUUAUGACAGAAAGUGUGCAUCACCUCGCAAUCUUUUAAGAGUAUUUUCUUGCUUUUUACCUCCAUCGGGUUUAUUUUUGUUUUUGUUAUUCUUCCCCUGCCCCGUUAGCCUCCGUUUGAUUCUCAUCUUCGUUAGUCGAUGGAUUAGUCAUAACGUGUGGGGGUGCUUUUGGGAUUCAUGGUUCGCUCCUGGCAAUGAAGAUGCACUAGUUUCAUUUGACACUUCACAAGUUGUGUAUGGUGUCAUCAUAGAACAGACACUCUCCAAGAUAUGGUUGCUUUGGUUCUUUUGAACUUUCUACACAGUGGUAUGCAUGGUCUAACUCUCAUACAUUUUUAGCAGCUGAAAAGAAACUUUGUUCUUGUAGUGCAGUUAUUGUUUUCUGAAAGAAAUAUUGAUAAAUUUGGUGCAGAUUUCAUUACUGGUUUAAUUAUAACACUCAACUAAUUGGAGUAUAAUACACCGCAAACUGAAGGUGAAGGAUACAGCGAUCGGUGGCAUUUGUUUCGGCUCUAGUUGAUUGCGUAUUUCAUUAACAUGACAUUUUAUCGACUGAUUAAGGAUUUAAUUAGUUCACUGCUAUGGACAUCGCAAUUUCAAUAUUAUAUACGCCUUUACUUUCAGAUUGGACAGUUUGGAAUAGAUCAGAAAAAAAAAGAACUGCAUAUGUUUCAUAACAUCGUAAACACCUUCCAUCUGUUCAUUAAAUUUACAAUGGAAGUUAGCAAGAAUAAGCUUCCAUUCAUGAACAUCCUCGUUAAAUUAUAGGAUUCCAGGAUAACAACAGACAUAUUUUUUAAAGAGGCUAAUAUUUAAAUUUUUAUUCGUGUCGUCUCUCACGCAUCAAACGAAAUAUCACAAACUGCAUAACAAGAUGCAAAUGUGCAAUAGUGAUCAAUCUAGACUAACGACUAAGGCAACUGGACGAACGUAAAGACUUUCUAAAACUACCGUAAUAUCCCCUGAAAUUAACAGGAAUAAAAAAGCAAAGGAGCGAAAUAUAUCGCAACUUAGAACACCAGCAAUCAAAGAGAAUGUAAUCUUAUUUCUCAGUACUUUUGACCAAUGAGUGUCUGGCCUAUACAUACCAUCAAAACGAAACCCCAGUCAUUAUUUGUAGCGCAUAUUUGAGAGUUCUAAGUGAUGGGCGAUCUCGUUACAGAGUUAAUUGGGGGGAAGACGUCGACAUGCUAGAAGCUAUAAUUCUCGCCCCUUUGUUGUUGCAGACUGUAGUCAUUGACUCUGAUAACUGAAGCCACUAACUUUCAUAAUUAGAGUCACUGACCUUGAUGACUGGAGUCGCUGACCUUGACAACCAAAGUAAUUACUUUUGAAGACUGGAGUCGUUGACCAUGACGACUGGUGCUCCUGGCUUUUACAUUUGGAAUCACUGAUAGUGACAUAGAGUCGCUGACCUUCACGGCUGGAGUCACUAACUUUGGCGAUUGAAGUCACUGACUUUGGUAAGUGGAGUCGGGAAUCUUGACUAGUGGAGUCGCUGACCUUGUCUAGUGGAGUCGAUGAUUUUUAUCAAGAGUCGUUGACAUUGACGAUUGGGUUUUUGAUGUGGAACACCCUAUAAAAUGAAUUUACAGUGAUUUAUCCAGAGAAAGAUAUUUUGAAAUGACAUUCUCACUUCACUACAACGCAGCACUCGUCAGUUACAUUACUCCCUCUGUUUAUUAAAUCAAUUAAAUGAAAUUGUUAUUGUUGUUUAGACUCAUGUUAGCUCUGAUCCAGCACAUUAUUGAUCAACACUACAACACCCGUAGUCAUAUCAUUUGUAUCCUUUACUCACCACACACACACACCAUCACAGACAUGUGUGUAUAUACAUGCAUACAUUGAAAUCGUUAUAUCUUAGCUAACGUGUACAUACUUAUAUACCUUAAGCACGUCAUAUUGCUGCAGUAUUCGUCUUUCAAAGCACCUCGUAUCGACGUAUAGUUUUAAAAAAUCACAGAAAUAUCAGCAGCAGACAAAACAUGUUGAGCACCAGCGGUGAAACUGUGACAUCAUGCGAUUUCUGCUUGUUUGUGAUUCAUAAGCAGGAGGUGUAUACUCUCACCAUAUGUUCGUCAAACAUAGUUUUUUUUGCUUUUUAGUACUAUGCGUCUAUACGAGAAGCUCCCUCAAGACAAAUAACGCAGUGUCUUUCUGCACUUUUGGCUGCCUACACAACGUUCAGUUAAAUAUUUUACCCAGUGGGUUUGGCUUAAAAGCGUUCGUAUGGUGCAUAGUCGGUCCUUAGCAACUUAACAGAAAUCUGCUUAGGAUUUUAAUAUUUUCAGAGAGGAGACCUAGUUUGAAUAUCUGCACCACCGUGGUUUUCGCUAAAGGUAUGAACAGGGCCACUUGAUAGAGUUAAACGGAUACUGAAUUAAAUCUAUUUUCCAACAACAAGAAUAGUGUUUUUAUAUGGACUUCAUAUGAGUCAAGUGAGUACUGUAUUAGAAACCACUCGCAACCAAAGUUGCCGGACGCUGAGAACGAACAUGCAACCGUUUGAAAGAAGAGCGAAUAUGUUAACCAAAUUUCAUGUCAUGAAAAGAUCGAAGCUUACAAAACUGUGUCAAUGCUUUGACUACUAAUAAAUACGAAAUCGAAAAUUAUGAGAAUAACAUUUUUAAAUACGCAAUAAAAUAAAUAAAGAUAAUUACUAAAUAAUAGAAUAAAUGCAUUUAUGUAUUUGGUUUGCAAGACCCUUGAUGUGAAAUCGUGUUCUGAAACAGAUAUUGUUAUAUUUGGGGACGGCCAUAUUGCCAGUAAACACACAGACUAUAUAUUUGAUCUUCACGUUGAAGAACAGAGAGUUAUUAAAGAGGUCACAGAAUGUGUGACGAUAGAACUUUGACCAAUAAACUAAUAAUAAUAAUAAUAAUAAUAAUAAUAAUAAUAAUGAUAAGGCUAAAAUGGCAGUCAAAUAAUAGUUCGUUUGGUUACUGGCAAAAGGACCAUCCCUAUAUAUAACGAUGAAGAAUAAAAUUCAGAAUAAAUUAAACUAAAAUGAAAGAAUACAAUAAUUAAAAUGAACAAACAGUAAAAUAAAUAUGUACAAAAUAAAAAUAAAAGAAUAAUUAAAUGAAAUAUACUGUCUCAGACUCAAUGUUGUCCAUUCAGUGAAAACGAAAGAAGGGAGGUAAGUCUAACUUCUCGAUCUAAGGGAGAUAAUUCAGAUUAUGUUUUUUCGCGAUGGACGUUCUCCUUUCAGAGUGACAUUUCAUUCACGACUCAUGGCGAUUCAGUAGGGUUUUCAUGAAAGGCACUCCAGUCGUGGCCAACUGUUCUUUUAUUUUGUUUUCGCAGAAAGACUGGUGAACAGAUAAAUAUGUAAGACGAAAUAUAGAAUGAAUUUCAGG
Messenger RNA from Octopus bimaculoides (California two-spot octopus), 9646 nucleotides. RefSeq names its product potassium voltage-gated channel protein Shaw. NCBI's taxonomy places the organism in Eukaryota, Metazoa, Mollusca, Cephalopoda, Octopoda, Octopodidae. Gene Ontology annotation, cellular component: axon terminus; voltage-gated potassium channel complex; postsynaptic membrane. The record is from RefSeq and is a predicted model, not a curated record. Gene Ontology annotation, biological process: protein homooligomerization; potassium ion transmembrane transport; action potential. Gene Ontology annotation, molecular function: delayed rectifier potassium channel activity.